ACACCCUAACCCAAAACUCCAAAAUCUAGAAUGCUCCCAAAUCCAUGCAGACCAACACAGCACCCCAAGUGGAAAAUUCCACAUCUGAUCUCAUGUUAAGUGGUGGAGUCAAAGCACAGGCAUGCCAGAAAUACAGGACAAAAUUACCCUCAGGCUAUGUGUGGAAAAAGUGUAUGAAACAGAACUGAACAACUGAACUUCUUGUUUAGACCUGGGUCCAGUCCCCAAGAAGGCAUAUUACAUACAUGCAAAUAUUCCAAAGUCCAAAGAAUUUCUGGUCCCAAGCAUUUUGGAUAAGGAGCACUCAGCCUGCAAGCACAAGUAGUAUGCAUUCUUCAAUCAGGUUUCAAAUCCCGACUCUACCUCUUAUUCUGACACAGCCUCAGAUAAGUCCCUUCCUGACUCUGCUUCAUUUUUCUCACUGAGUUAUCAUGGAGACUAAAUAAGUUAAUGUACAUAAAUAGUCCAGAAGAGCGAGUGGCAUGACCUAUGAAUGCUGUCAGCACCAAUAUCAUCUUCUUUCUCAGUAGCACAGUGAGGUGGUCUGAUGACUCCCAAGAACAAUGGAAGCAAAGAGAAAUUCAAAUUAUCUACUGCUUGCUCUGUUUAUACACUUGUAAAAAGAAGAGACUAAAAAUACCUACCUAGAAGAAUAAAUAAGUUAUCAUAAUGUGGUAGAUAGCUGUCAAGAAAUUAUCAUUAACAUUCAUACAUUAAAAAGAAUCAACAACAUACACAAAUGCAACAAGUUCAUACCCCAACAGAUAUCCCCCAUCCUGCAUGUCUAUCAAACUUCCAUCCACAGAUUUUAAUUAACCAGCAUGUGAGUGUGGACUUAACAUUUUACUUCGGACAAAUUAGCACAAACUAUUUUUCCUAGGAAACCCUUUCUGAAAAGAUACACACUUAAAAUAGAAGACAUAUUCUUAGGAAAAUUAAGUGCUACAUUAGGAUAUUAAAAAUUGGAAUUCAGAAAAUGGAGAGUAUGUAGAGUACUGAAGAAGCAGAAUUAAGUCCAAUUUUGAAAGAAAAGAUACACAUAUAUGGGAAAGAUGGAUGGAUGAACAAUCAAUGGAAAUGAUACACUAAGUAGAGAAACAACUUCUAUUAAUAUGUCUUGACCUGGAAACUCAUGUUGUUUUAUUUUUAUCUUAAGUUGAGAGCUUGACACUAUUUGGUAUACUUUCCCUCUGAUCCCUGAUAACAUUUAUCUCUUGGUACCUUCAAAAUACAACACAAACCAUCUCUUGUCCAGAAAGUCUCUCCUGUUUUGAUUUCCUUUUCUUGGCUCUCACACAGCACACACUCCCUGCCACCCCUUCAGCUACCACACCAUCUGCAUGUCAGUUACAAUCUGCUCUAUGUUCAACUAUGUUCAUCUGUGUUGUGACUUUGAUUUUUCCCCCACUUAAAGGUAUAAAGUACACACAUAAGAUGAAAAAAAAAAAGAAAUUAAAUGUAUAAUUCAGUGAGGUGUGACACUAUGCAAUCACUACAUCAAUUAAGAUUAAAAAAAUUUAUCAAAAAAGAUUCACUGUCUCUCCUUCUCUAACUCUGCCUCUCAAAUAAAUAAAUCUUAAAAAAUUCUCUCGUGCUCCUUUCCACUCAGACACCUACAACUGUCUUUACAGCCUUCUUAUGCCUCUAUUAGAGCUGCCUUAAAUGAAAUCACACAGUGUGUGUUCCUUUGUCUCUAAUGUCUUUGCUCUAUGUUUUGAGGCUUAUCCAAAUUGUUGGCAGGUACCAUUCCUCUAAGUCACUGAGGGAUAUUCUAUUCUUUGCAGAUAGCACAAUUUGUUUACCUAUUUUAAUCGGUUGAUGAGUAUUUGGGUUGCACCCAAUUUGGGGCUGUUACAAAUGAAGAUGCUAUGAACAGUCUAAUAAAAGUCUUUUUAUUGGGCAUGUGCUUUCAGUUCCCUUGGGUAAACACCAAGGAGUGCAAUGACUAGUUCAACGUGAUACGAAGUUACCAAACCGUUACACUCCAACCAGAGUAUAUUAAAGAGCAGUCCAGGCGGAAAGCAAGUAGAUUUCCCUCAACAUCAGAUGCUACACUCAGUCGCGGAUCCAGUCUUGCCUACAGAGACCAUAGGAGACUGGAGAGAGUGGAUGCUUUGUGAAGACACACUCCAGCCACAUCAAGAUGACAAGAAUUCCCUGGGCUAAAUUACUUCACUGAAGGCAAACCUCACUUCACACAAAAAAAUCUUAAAAGCCUUUGGCUUCACCAGGCACAGAAUGCUCAACUCAACCACCACGGAGCCUCCAGCAGAAGUCUGCACCAAGAACACCCUCAUCACCCAGCACAUCAUCCCGGUGCUGUACUGCCUGGUCUUCGUGGCGGGGAUCCUCCUCAACGGCGUGUCCGCAUGGGUGUUCUUCUACGUGCCCAGCUCCAAGAGUUUCAUCAUCUAUCUCAAGAACAUCGUCGUGGCCGACUUUCUGAUGGGUCUGACUUUCCCCUUCAAGAUCCUUGCCGACUCGGGUCUGGGGCCCUGGCAGCUGACGGUGUUCGUGUGCAGGGUCUCCGCGGUGCUCUUCUACGUGAACAUGUAUGUGAGCAUCGUGUUCUUCGGGCUCAUCAGCUUUGACCGGUAUUUCAAGAUUGUGAAGCCCCUUUCCACGUCCUUCAUCCAGUCUGUGAACUACAGCAAACUCGUCUCGCUGGUGGUCUGGUUGCUCAUGCUCCUCCUCGCCGUCCCCAACGUCAUUCUCACCAACCAGAGAGUUAGGGACGUGACGCAGAUAAAAUGCAUGGAACUUAAAAACGAACUGGGCCGCCAGUGGCACAAGGCGUCAAACUACAUCUUUGUGGGCAUUUUCUGGCUUGUGUUCCUUUUGCUAAUCAUUUUCUACACUGCUAUCACCAGGAAAAUCUUUAAGUCCCACCUGAAAUCCAGAAAGAAUUCCAUCUCGGUCAAAAAGAAAUCCAGCCGCAACAUCUUCAGCAUCGUGUUUGUCUUCUUUGUCUGUUUUGUACCUUACCACAUCACCAGAAUCUCCUACACCAAGAGUCAGACGGAAACUCAUUACAGCUGCCAGUCAAAAGAGAUCCUGCUCUACGUGAAAGAAUUCACUCUGCUCCUGUCUGCCGCAAACGUAUGCCUGGACCCCAUUAUUUAUUUCUUUCUAUGCCAGCCAUUUAGAGAAAUCUUAUGUAAGAAACUGCAUGUCUCAUUCAACGUUCAGAGUGACCUAGACACCUCCAAAAUCAAGAGGGGAACUGCAGUACAGGAAAGCACAGACACUUUGUGACUCCCACCUACAAAGUCCAUGUAUGUACGCUGUCACCUGCAGUUAUGCAAGAGGAAUAAAAAGGAAACACGCCCAAAAUAAUGGCAUCUCCAGCAUUAGCAUCCAAUUUCCUACAAUAAUAAAAUCCCAAUGUAAGUUUCCACGCUUGUUUGUAACAUCAGCAGAUUUCGUUCCUUCAACUGCCCUCUCUUUUUCCCAAUCAAUAAAAAGCAAAAAAUUUUAGACAUAGAGUUAUUCAACCCUAUUUCAACAAUGCAUCAGUUUCAAAUUUAUGAUCACCAGUCUGGUCAGCCGUGUAGAAGUUUAAAUAGUAAAUAAAGAAAACAGGAUGUGAUCCAAGACAACUCACCUGAACAUCUUUUCUUCUCUCAAUGCAGGGAUUAUGUUAGUAGGUUACAUGAUUUGUUUUCAACAGGAUGCUUAAAGAUCAACUUAAAAGCAGGUAUGGUUUCAUAAUGGACCACAGGCCUGAAUGUCACGAAAAAAUCAAGUUUUCUCUGAGUUGAAGAAGCAGGAUGAGCACUCAGAAAAUCACCUUUAGAAACCUAUAGUGAUUUAUCUCAUGGCAUUUCAAAGAAAGAUUUAUGUACUUGGCCAUAAGAAUGUAAUUUAUUUUCCUACAGCAUGUUGAGGAUAUUAGAUACACAUUAAAUAUGCUAUCCACAAAGAUGUAUCAUACCACUUGAUGAACCUGGGAUUCUGAUGUAAGAAUUUUUAAUUUUUCUACACUUCAUUUCAAACAACACAAAUGAAUAACCAGAUGAUGGUGUUGGAAUAUUUUAAAGGGGACUCUACUGCAAAAAAAAAAAAAAACUAGAUAUUGGCUUAUGUCACCAAUAAUGUCCCCCAUUCAAUGGUAGGGGAAAAGGGGCUGGCAUUGUGUUGUGCCAGCGGAUGAAGCCGUCCCUUGUAAUGCUUAACCCCUGUAUCAGAGUAACAUUUGAGUCCAGGCUGCUCUGCCGCCAGGCAAGUUUCCUGCUUACACUCCUGGGAAGGCAGCAGAUAAUGAUCCAAGCACUUGGUUCAUUCAUUCAUUCACUCAUUCUCUUUGCCUUUCAAAUAAAUGAAUGUAUCUUUUAAAAAAGAAAUAAUGUGCAAUGAGUGCAAAAAAUUACAUCCAAACAAAAAAUUCACAAGUCACCUUUUCUGGAAACAGAUGAAUUUAAUGUGUGGAGAUAUGGGAUAUGGAUGCUGGCUUGUGAGUCAUAAAAAUAAAGUUCUUUUUCUGCUAUUAACCAGCUAGAAAACCUCAGCCAGUCUUUCCAAUGUUCUUUAAGCACUUUUCAUAAAUAAUGUUUGCAGCUAUUUCAUGUGUUACUGUGUUUGCACCAAUAAAAUGUUUAAGCUGCUGA
Molecule: messenger RNA, 4607 nt
Organism: Oryctolagus cuniculus (rabbit)
Lineage: Eukaryota; Metazoa; Chordata; Mammalia; Lagomorpha; Leporidae
Source: RefSeq, a predicted model, not a curated record